This is a messenger RNA of Suillus bovinus, 759 nucleotides long. RefSeq lists its product as uncharacterized. The transcript has 4 exons. The record is from RefSeq and is a predicted model, not a curated record. NCBI's taxonomy places the organism in Eukaryota, Fungi, Basidiomycota, Agaricomycetes, Boletales, Suillaceae. The coding region runs from base 1 to 759 and encodes 252 amino acids.
AUGGCACCAUCAUUUUCAGUGCAGAACUUAGUGGCACUGCGUAUUUCUGCAUUUGCUGAAAGUUACAGCAAUUCUGAACAUCAGGCAGCAGCCCGUGCACUGCUUCGACACAAUGUCCAUCUUGAUGGAACUCACUACCACACCAGGAAGCCAGGCAGCCUUCGCCCGUCAUAUGUGGCCUUCAACUCUUUUCCUAUAAUGAAGCAACAUUCUCUCACUUGUGAGGAGUUGGUCGAAGCCUCCUUGCAAGAUGUCUUCGAUUCAAUUCAAUUAAUUACUCCAGCAGAUUGCUAUGCAGGACGGAGAUUGCUAUGCAGGACGGAGAUUGCUAUGCAGGACCGUCUCGACAGAGGAAUUUCAGUACUGAUUCGUUGCCCAGGUUUCAAUGCCAACACUGCACUCUCUCCAGGGGAUGUGGCAGUUGAUUUAUACAUCACCCCACAAGAGCUGCAGGAGAACUCUGCAUUCUUAGUUCAAGUGUUUUGCGAAGAAUUUGUUGUUCCUCACAUGGAACGAUUCAUGAAGUGCUGUCAUAUUGAAGGUGUCAAGCCACCACAUCGUUUUGUUUCAGCACGGAUUAAUCUCAGUGGCCCGCCGCACCUUCCAGCACCCAGUGUUGCAACUGGGGCACGUAUCCAGUGCUCAGGCUAUCUGAAAGAGGCUUUCAAGAGGGAGCUCUCAUUUGGAUCAAAGGAACCAUCAUCAUUGCCUGCUUCAGCUGCCAUCUGUCAUGCUACUGCUCCAGUGUCAAUGGCUUAA